Daktulosphaira vitifoliae (grape phylloxera) is the source of this 2268-nucleotide messenger RNA. RefSeq names its product phosphoenolpyruvate carboxykinase [GTP]-like. The transcript has 9 exons. Lineage: Eukaryota; Metazoa; Arthropoda; Insecta; Hemiptera; Phylloxeridae. Gene Ontology annotation, biological process: gluconeogenesis; cellular response to glucose stimulus; hepatocyte differentiation. The record is from RefSeq and is a predicted model, not a curated record. Gene Ontology annotation, molecular function: phosphoenolpyruvate carboxykinase (GTP) activity; GTP binding; manganese ion binding. The coding region runs from base 186 to 2132 and encodes 648 amino acids. Gene Ontology annotation, cellular component: cytosol.
CUAUGUCGCCAUCAGUUAGUCCUUCGUCGCCAUUCAGUUGCAGUAAACUUUUUAGCAACAUUAACUAUCAAAUAUUAUUUUACACACACGUUUUUUCCAAUAAAAUUUGUAAUUAUAUUUCGAAUGAACCCAUUCGUUCACAUUUCACCCGAGUUCUUUGAAGAAACAACCAGCUUUCAUUCAAAAUGCCUGAUUUCGACUUGGGGGAAUCGCAAUACAUGCCCUCGUCCGGGGGUAGCAUGCGCCAGUACCAAUGCAAUUUCGUUCACAUGCAAUCGUCUACGAAGGAGACCAAAAAAUUGAGCGCUGUUUCAUUAUUGCCCACAAAGUUGAAAGAAUUUGUUGAGGAAAGUAUGCAAAUUUGUCGUCCAUCAAAUGUACAUGUUUGUGAUGGUUCUGAAGUUGAAAAUGCGUUGCUUAUUGACAAGUUACUUAAAGCUGGUACAGUCGUACCUCUACCAAAGUAUAAAAACUGCUUUUUAGCAAGAAGCAGCAUAAAAGAUGUGGCAAGAGUAGAAAGUCGUACAUUUAUAUGUACAAAAAAUCGAAGAGAUGCAGUAAAUAUUCCUAAAGGAACAACUAAAGGAAUUAUGGGAAAUUGGAUGUCUUUAGAAGAUGCGAAUGAAGCAAUCAAAACAAGAUUUGAUGGUUGUAUGGAAGAUCGUACCAUGUAUGUAAUCCCUUUUAGUAUGGGACCUUUGAAUUCACCCUAUUCUAAAAUUGGUGUACAACUAACCGACUCAGCGUAUGUCGUUUGCUCGAUGAGGAUUAUGACACGUAUGGGUACUGACGUUUUGGAAAAACUCAGUUCAAAUGAAGAAAAUUGCUAUUUUGUAAAAGCUUUGCACUCGGUUGGAAAACCUAUUUCUGGUCUAGUGGAACACUCUCAUUGGCCAUGUGAUCCAGAGAGAACUCUUAUUUUACAUAAACCGGAAUAUGAUGAAAUAAUAAGUUAUGGAAGUGGUUAUGGAGGUAAUUCUUUAUUAGGAAAAAAAUGUUUUGCUCUCAGAAUAGGUUCUACUAUUGCUCGUCGUGAAGGAUGGCUUGCUGAACACAUGCUGAUUUUAGGCGUGACUGAUCCUAAGGGAAGAAAACGUUAUAUUGUUGCAGCCUUUCCUAGUGCUUGUGGUAAAACAAACAUGGCCAUGAUGAAACCAUCUUUACCGGGAUAUAAAAUAGAGUGUGUUGGUGAUGAUAUUGUGUGGAUGAAAUUUGAUACAAAUGGACAACUAAGAGCUAUUAAUCCAGAAUUUGGUUUCUUCGGUGUAGCACCAGGAACAUCCCAAGCAACAAACCCAGUGGCUAUGGAUACCAUUUUUGAAAACACCAUAUUUACAAAUGUUGCUCAGACAAGCGAUGGUGGAGUUUAUUGGGAAGGUAUGGAAGACCCUGCUCAAGGAGUUACAAUUAAUGACUGGUUAGGUAAUUCAUGGGUUAAAGGAUCUAAGACGCCGGCUGCUCACCCUAAUUCCAGAUUUUGCACUCCAGCAAACCAAUGUCCGAUUAUUGAUGAAAAUUGGGAUUCUCCGGAGGGUGUACCUAUCGAUGCCAUUCUUUUUGGUGGUAGAAGACCUGAAGGGGUACCUUUGGUAUAUGAAUCAUUUGAUUGGAAACACGGUGUUUUUAUUGGUGCUUCUAUGAAAUCUGAAGCUACCGCAGCUGCUGAACAUACGGGAAAGAUAAUUAUGCAUGAUCCAUUUGCUAUGCGACCAUUCUUUGGUUAUAAUUUUGGAAAUUAUUUAAAACACUGGUUAUCUAUGGAAAAUAUUCCGAAUGCAAAGUUACCUAAGAUUUACCAUGUUAACUGGUUUCGUAAAGAUGAAAAUGGCAAAUUCAUGUGGCCAGGGUAUGGUGAAAACUCUCGUGUUCUCGAUUGGAUACUGCGAAGGAUAAAUGAGGAACCAAAUACUGCUAAUAUUACCCCUAUUGGAUAUACACCAACAAAAGAAACAUUUAACACAUUUGGAUUGAAAGUUGAUUUCGACAAACUUUUUUCGGUUCCAAAACACUUUUGGACAGAAGAAGCUAAAGAAGUAGCAAAUUUCUUAUAUGAACAAUUAGAUGAAGACUUACCAAAAGAAAUCGAAGAGCAAAUUAAAAAUUUAAUUGAUCGCUUAAAUUUUUCUAAGUAAAAAUUUAAUAUUUUAAUAUGGUGUUAUUUUAACAAUAUAUACAUUUUUUCCUAUAAUUUUUAUUGUAUUAGUUAUGUAUUAAUGUUAUUAUUUUUUCUUUUAUUUAUUUAAUAAAGUUUGUAUUAUUGAAAAAUAA